AUGGAUACCGCCCCAGGAAACGAGUUGAACCUUCCUGACUAUGAUGACCUUCCGCUGGUUGAAGGCAUGCCCAAGGGCUGUGUCUGGGGACUUUUCGACAAGGAUGGAAAGAAAGACCUCUUCGGGACCUUGAACUUGCUCACCCCUCCAGUUGUGAAGGCAGCCAGCGCCGAGAUCCGCGAUGGCGUAUCCAUCUCGUUGAACUGGCCUUUGGAUAGCAUGAACAAGCUGGCUAUCCCAGGACGCAAGCAAUCAGUUCAUAAGGUGCACUCGCUGCAGGCAGCCGGACUCAGUCAAGGGAUUGGCUGGGACGACGAGCUGGACUUCAACACGCAAGGUAGCAGUCAGUGGGACAGUCUAGUCCACUGGCAGCAUCAGCCGACGGGAUUCGCCUACAAUGGCUUCAAGCCAACACAAGAAGAACUAUCAGCGACAUCUACGGCAUCAAACAAAAUGCCCACCAUUGACCACUGGCAUGAGCGAGGUGGCGUGGUGGGUCGCGGAGUCUUGAUCGAUUACAAAGCAUACGCUGACGCGAAGGGCAUCGACUACCAUCCCAUGGAGGGCUACCGCAUCACCAUCGAAGACAUUGAGGCUGUAGCUAAACAUCAAGGCGUAGAAUUCAAGCAUGGCGACAUUUUCUUGCUUAGAACAGGCAUCACUGAGAUCAUAGACAAGCCUACAGCGGACGAUUUCGCCAAGUUGGGGCAGUAUAAGUUGUCGGGCGUGCAUGGUACGGAGGAGACAGCCAAGUGGUUCUGGAACAAGCACUUUGCUGCUGUUGCUGGCGACUCUAACGCCUUUGAGGCAUUUCCACCUGUCAAGCCAGACGGAACUCCAGCAGGAAUGACUGAUCUUGUCCUCCACCCCUACUUCUUGAGUCUAUUCGGCAUGCCCAUUGGCGAGCUAUGGGAUCUCAGUCGGUUGUCAGCAUACUGCAAGAAGACAGGGAGGUAUUCAUUCUUCUUGACCUCCGCGCCGAUGAAUGUUUCCUGUC
This is a messenger RNA of Colletotrichum phormii, 997 nucleotides long. RefSeq lists its product as uncharacterized. The transcript is spliced from 3 exons. Gene Ontology annotation, molecular function: arylformamidase activity. Lineage: Eukaryota; Fungi; Ascomycota; Sordariomycetes; Glomerellales; Glomerellaceae. The record is from RefSeq and is a predicted model, not a curated record. The annotation marks the transcript as partial.